UUCUGGUUUACAGAAAGCUUCCACUUGUUCAUCACUUCUCAAAAUAUUUGUAACAGCACAAAAUUGAAAGAAAGAAAGACGCUUGGUUUCUUCGCGUGAACACACAACAACGUCUUCAAAUAAACUUUUCUCCACAUUUUGCUAUCUUUAUCUCUCACAUAUUACGCCAAACUCUCGGCUACUUUAAUUUGUUUGUUUGUUUUCAUUUCUUUGUUUCUGUUAUACCUUUUUGUGUUUGCAGAGCACGUCAUUUUUCAGAGAGAAAAAAAAACUAACAAGGCAUAAGCACUUGUUGUGUACUGUACUCUGUUUGUUUGUUUUUUUUUUUUUUUUUGGCUUUGAGGGUCGGUUAUAUUUUCAUUUGAAUUUAAAGACAAGUUUCUUUUUUCUCUCUUGGGUUUGUGUUUUCUUUAAGUUUAAUGAAAAGAAAAAUUGUAACUUUACUAGAUUUUGUGUGUUGACUGUUAGAGAGAAAAUUAAGCCGGAUUCAUUGGUUUGCGGUGACCGGAAAAAACUAGAAACAAGAAGACUUUUUGUCUUCCCUUUUUCGUUUUUUUAGUUUCCUUAUAAUAAUAACUAGUUGUCCAAACGUCAAAAAAGUAGUUUUCUUGAUUAUAGUAUAUAUAUUUUCACCUUGUAUAGUAGUAUAGACCGAGUUAUAUUCUCCCUUAAUACAAUCCCGUCAUUUUCUCUAUUUCUUUCUCUCUCUUUUUUCCUCAUUUCCAUUUCUACUUUGUGUUUGUGUUUUCAUUUCUCCUCUGUUUCUUUUGGUUAUCCACUUUUUUCACAGAGUUUAUAGAGAGAGAGAGAAUUAGUUUGUGUAUCUUUUUCUCUCUCUUUUGUUUUUUUGAAUUAUAAUAAUCAUGUCAAUGGAAAAGGGGUCAUUGCAAUCAAAUUCAAAUCUUGAUUGCUUCUUGGAAUGCACCACACCAUUAGUCUCUUCACAAUUUCUACCACAGAGUGAGAUGACAAAUCUUAAUAGGCUAUGGCAUCCAUGGGAAAGAGAAAAAGUUGAAUAUUUCACUUUAAGUGAUCUUUGGAAUUGUUAUGAUGAAUGGAGUGCUUAUGGUGCUGGAGUUCCUAUUAAAACAAAUACAGGAGAAACAUUAGUCCAAUAUUAUGUGCCUUAUCUUUCUGCUAUUCAAAUCUUUAUCAGCAGGUCAUCUGUUAAUUUCCUCAGGGAAGAGACGGAGAGUGUUUGCGAGACGAGGGAUUCGUUUAGCGAUUCGUUUAGUGAUGAGAGUGAAAGUGAGAAGCUUUCAAGAUGGGAUGGAUGUUCAUCUGAGGAAGGUGAUAGUCUAUGGCAGAUGAAUGAUAGAUUGGGUUAUCUUUAUUUUCAGUACUUUGAGAGAUCAACUCCUUAUGGAAGAGUCCCUUUGAUGGACAAGAUUAGUGGCUUUGCUGAAAGAUACCCUGGACUAAUGUCAUUGAGAAGUGUAGAUCUUUCACCAGCUAGUUGGAUGUCAGUUGCUUGGUAUCCGAUAUAUCACAUUCCUAUGGGAAGAACCAUUAAGGACUUGUCAGCAUGCUUUCUCACUUUCCACACCCUUUCUUCUUCUUUUCAAGAUAUGGACCUUGAAGACGACAUGGAGAAUGGUAAACGGAAGAGAAAGGAAGGAGAAAAUAUCCCUCUUUCGCCUUUCGGUUUAGGCACUUACAAGAUGCAAGGGGAUGUGUGGCUUUCGAACAGGAGUGGAAGGGACCAAGAGAGGCUUUCAUCACUUUUUAGUGCAGCAGAUUCUUGGCUAAAGCAGUUGGGUGUCCAGCACCACGACUUUAACUAUUUCAUGGGUAUUCGUCGUGGCUGACUAUUUCAAAUGAUCAUGAAGUUGCACUUUAAACCCCACCAAUGGGGCUGAGUACUGGAGUUCCUUUUUCUUAAGUUUCUGAGGUGUUUUGGUUUGUUGCUUUUGUUAGCAUGAACAGCCUUAGAACUGAAAGGUUCGAUUCUCCUUAUAAAGGCGUUAGUCUUUUACGUGAUGUUCUCCUAAAAUCCUAAACUGAGGAUUUUCCUGUGUCUUAGUGCCUUAAGCUUUGAGAUUUCUGUGACUUGUUUUUGUAUAGGGACUAAUUGACAUGACUAUGAUGACCCCUAGCACUUUGUGAGCAAUUCUUGCACGCUUGUGCAAUUUGCUCCAUCUUUUGUAUAAAUUCUCUGAGGUGCCUUUUUGGUGUUUCUUUUGUGCUU
Molecule: messenger RNA, 2188 nt
Organism: Lycium barbarum (goji berry)
Lineage: Eukaryota; Viridiplantae; Streptophyta; Magnoliopsida; Solanales; Solanaceae
Exons: 6
Coding region: 864-1808 (314 amino acids)
Source: RefSeq, a predicted model, not a curated record